UUUACUUUGUUGAAGAAAAGCAGCGAAAUUAUUAAACGCGUUUUAUAUUGUUAAAAAUUAAUAUAAAAUACAAUUAAUGAAUACUAAAUGCGCGUGAACAUUGUAAACAUCGUAUAUUUAUGAAAAUAUAAAUGUUAAUGCUCUUUUUAUAUGAAACAUUGCUAGUGAAAUUGCAAAGGAUUUAACAAACUAGUGAAAUACUAUUACUAAUAAAAGCAUAGUUGUGCGAAAGCACCCAAACACCGAUAUAAUGGAAAGCCAAAACAAACUUGCCGAAUAUAGAAAAGGAAACCGUAAAAAUAAUUUUAACCGUGGAAAAAAUCUCAAUUCACUUAAAUCGGCAACUAUAGAAAAAAGUAUUUUAUUGUGUAAGUUAGCUUUGGAGAUUGACGCAGCUUCUGCGAAGCCUUUGGAGAAUGAACAAAAUCAAUUGACAAUUUUUCAAUGGAAUGACACACAAUGGCGGACCCUCUUUCCAAUUCCUUAUGAUACGCUAAAAAUAGCACUUUCACUAAAAAAAAGCUUCAGGAAUGUUUUAUAUAUUGAAGCUAUUGCUGGUAAUAAUUUGGCAGAAACUUUUCUGGCUGUUUUCUACAAAGGGUAUGAGAAUUUACCUGAAAGGAUACGCUUAUCGCAGGAGGAGCAAAUGCUACUUUCAAAUAUAUUCGUUAACUAUCCAAAUUCCAUAAGACAACAAGUUAAUUGUUCCGCUUCGAAUUCUAUGGAAAUUGAUGCUGAAGUCAAUAGCGCAACGGAUGGUAAGCGCAAUUUAAUACAAGAAUAUGUCACAUCAGCACUUUACGAUGCAUUGUACCAAAAACAUCUUGAUUGUAAACCGUCAACGGAACAAGCACUGCCAACAUUGCCCGAAUUUUUUCGUCCAACAUUGUGUGGCUAUCAAGAGCGGGCGGUUCAUUGGCUAUUACAACGAGAGCUUGAAGUUUCAUAUUGUCCAAAUUUCUAUACAGAACUGCAAGCAAAGGAUGGUGAAACAACUGUCUAUAAGAACUUGCUAAGUUGGCAUUUUGAAUAUUCAAAACCGUCAAAAAUAGAGUUGGCACCUGGCGGCAUACUCGCCGAUGAAAUGGGCUUAGGCAAGACCGUUGAAGUUUUGGCGCUAAUAGUAUUAAAUCCACGACAAAUAUCAUUAGACGCACAAUUAGCAAAAAAUGAAUUCAGUGAUGAGUCGCUUAUAAAACGUCCGCGACGCACCAACGAUUUAUUUUGUAUUUGUUCCCACAAAUUAAAGUCCGAGUUGCGUCAGUGCAGCCGUUGUGCAUUGCAACAGCAUGUUAAGUGUGUAAGCCGAUUCGAUAAGAAAAAAGAAGACGACUCAGACUAUCUAUGUCCUAGUUGCUGGUAUAGCGCGACAAAAGAAGCUCCAUUGCCAGCUGCUACCACAUUCAUAGUGACGCCACGCAAUAUUAAACCACAAUGGCUAUACGAAAUACAAAAACAUCUCGGACCAAGUCUCAAAGUGUUCGAUUACAAUGAAUUGGCGUUGGACAAUUGGAUAAGUCCGAUGCAAUUGGCCAGCUAUGAUAUAGUACUUACCGAGUAUUCUGUGUUGCGACGAGAGGUUUAUCAUACCAGCGCUUAUUUGUCUGAGCGUGUUACACGAAAUGAGCAGCGUUCAAUGCGUCGUAUGUCGCCUUUGCUGAUGGUGGAGUGGUGGCGUGUGUGCCUCGAUGAAGCGCAAAUGGUCGAGUCGAAUUCAUCUGUACUCACUGCCUUGGUGCGUCAGUUACCAGCAAUAAAUCGUUGGGCCAUCACUGGCACGCCAAUACAGCGUAUCAUUGAUGACGUACGUGGUUUAUUGGAAUUCAUUGGCUUUAGAGAGCCAUUAGUCCCUAUAAAUUGGAACGGUUUGGUAGAUGACUUUGUAUUGCAACAAAAUCACGCAGAUCAGUGCGAGCCUCAUCAGUUGACACUUGUUGAUGUGUUACAAUGUUGCAUGUGGCGCAGCUGCAAGUCGAAAGUAUACAAGGAGUUGCAACUACCACCACAAACAGAGCAAGUGCAUCGCUUACGUUUAAGUAAUUUAGAGAAAUUAUUCUAUUCCGAACAACAUGCGCUUUGCGAAAGCAGCUUUAAUAAUAUACUGCAAAAGUAUUUGGGGCGCACUGAUGAGAUGCUGAAGAUAUCACCACGGAUCAUGAACAUUAUCUUACAACCUUUGUUGAAGAUACGCCAGUGUUGUAUAACACCAGUUGUAAAUACUAGCAACAAGGGUCCAUAUAAAAACUCGGCAAAUGUGCAACAGAAACAAUUUUUGCAGCCGAAGGAUUUACUUGCGCAUCUUAAAUCCACUAAUGAGCUUGAAUGUAAAUCUGAACUGCGCUCCGUGGCAUCCUCUUAUAAUGGCAUGGCAGCCAUUUAUUUUAUAAAAGGCAAUUUUGAGCAGGCAAUUAAAAAUUACGAAAUGGUUCUUCGUUUGGCGCGAGAAUAUAAGGAUAUCAAUAUAACUGUUGACAGUUUGUUACAAAUUCACGCACUCUACAAUAUACAGCAGGCAUUCUAUAUUGCGCCGCCAAAGACCAUUCAAAUGUCGGCCGAUUUGAUUUCAAAAUAUGACGAGGAGUGUAAUGCUUUGGAAUGGAAAUAUCUUGAACCUUACGUCUGCUCAAUGCACGCUAAGCGAACUUCAUGUUCCAAUGCCCUGGAAAUGCUUGCAAGACUAGAACUAAGCGCGGAAUCUCCACUGUUAGAGUUUAUCAGCCUACUUGUAGAUGAAACUGCCUCGCAAUCUCAGGAGUUCGUAAUUACAUUAUUGAAUCGUUUUCAUGACGAAUUUGCCACCUCAUUUGGCGGCUCUUCAAAAAUGGAGCAGUUAAAAAGUUUAUCGGGUAUGCUUUAUGUGCUGGUUACGUGGUAUAAGAAAGUGGAUGCUGCACAAAAGCAUUUGAAUGUUGAAUUUGAAAAUUUAAAAUUUUACACAAUGAACGUCUAUACGCGCGCCAAGAAUACGCCUGCCAUUUGGCGUGAAAUGUAUAAAUUUAUACGCAUUGUCUACGAAUGUCACCUCAGUGAAAUCCUGGAAGACAAAAAAGGAAAAAAAAAGUCGAAAAGAAAGUCGAAAAACUCGAAAAAGGAUUUAUGCAAACUUUGUCAAAUACGAAAUGCACUGAACAAAUAUGAAUGUUUACUAUUUAACAAGGUCAUUGAUGAAGAUACUAAUAUGACCGAGGGUUUGCGAAAUCACUCGUUCGAAAUAGGGCUGAUUAAGGUUUUGUUUGCCUACUUGCGUACCAAACCUGCCUUUCUGAGCCACUCGGAGCAAAUGGAAAAACAUUGGGAAAGCAUUGAAUGCCGCCAACAGCUUUGUAAGAAGCUAAUAAAAUAUUGGAUCGAAAUUGAGUACACUGUAAAGGUCUAUGAUGAACUAGAUAUGUGUAAAAUGCGAAUAUCUUUGGCGGAAAACGAUGAGGACAAGACACAUUUCAAACUUCUGGAUUAUGAAUUGGAUAACACCUUUAUGGAGCAGCAAAUGAAUCUACACGAGGCUCAGCGACGAUUCGCCAUGAAACUCGCGCGCCUCAAGUAUAUAACUCAUUUAGAGGCGGAUGCUGCGCCUGGACCAUGUCCAAUUUGUCAAUCUGAAGAUGAGAGUCGUUAUGCCGUAUUAGAGUGUGGACAUCAUUUAUGUCUCCUAUGUUUGCGCACCAUACAGCCAGGGAACUCAUCUAACAAGUUAUGCUGUCCGAUUUGCCGAAAUCGACAGAAUUCAAAAAAAUUUUAUUACGUUACAUGCAAUGCCACAACGCCCACUGAAAUUCCUAUUCAAGUAGUAGGCGACUUCUCAUCCAAAAUCACCUAUAUCGUGCGUUUGAUCUUGCAGCUUAAGCGUGAUCACGCUAAGGACAUGCAGCAACUGAAGAUUUUAGUAUUUUCUAAAUGGUCUGAAAUUUUACCAACUAUUGCAAAUGCUUUGAAGCAGAAUGGGAUUCGACAUCGAAUCAAUUAUACGCCACGCGCCAUCGAGGAAUUUAAGAAUCCCCUGUUAGGUGUCACUUGCUUGCUGAUGGCUUUGCGUAAAGGCUGUAACGGUUUAAAUCUGAUAGAAGCGACUCACGUCUUUCUUGUUGAACCAAUUCUUAAUCCCGGCGAAGAAGCGCAGGCAAUUGGACGCGUGCAUCGUUUUGGCCAGACAAGACCCACUACCGUCCACCGCUUUAUUGUUUGCAAUACGAUUGAAGAGAAUAUUUUCAAUGUCGUAAAUACCGGAAAACAGUCGCAAACGAAUUGGGAAUUUAAGCAAAUAUCAGUCGAAAGUUUGCGAAAUUUAUUUCACUUGGAGAAUGAUGUCAGUGAGGAAUACAUAUCUAACUCCGACGAACCAGUGGAUGUGACAUAAAGGCAAACAAUCCGGAUUUCGUGGUACUAUUCAGUCAAAAAUUAAAUAUUUGGUGAAUGAACGCUAUUUAAGUUUAUAUAUUCGAUCCAAGGCCAGCAACUUGUAUAAGAAAACAAUGUGUUGUUUCAAAAAUAUACAUGUACGUUAAAAUACAUACACAUUAACGUUAGGCAGAGAUAUAUCGAAACACAAUGUACGUUUUGCCUUAAAAAGUAUUAAUGUGGCUUUGAAUUCCUAUAACGCGAAGAAAACCAAUCUGAAUGGUAACAAAUUUCACAUGAACAAAUAUUCCCAAAACUUAUAAAGCAAAACAAAAACAAUUUUUCCCAAUUUGUCCUUAUUUUUCCCGUUAAGUUAUGGGAACGUUUUAUUCACAUGGAAUUGGUGAGAGGGCUGAAUAUGUCAAGGCGUGACAAGCCACAUAGAAUUAAUUGUUCUAUGUACGCAUACAUUAUUUCUUUCUAUGCAUAUAAAAUGCACUUUUUUGAUACCUAUUUGUUUCUCUACAAAUUUAAACAAAAUAAAAUAAAAUUUUAAAAUACGUUUUCGGCGGAUUUUAAAAUUUGCCAAAAACUUUUA
Molecule: messenger RNA, 4933 nt
Organism: Rhagoletis pomonella (apple maggot)
Lineage: Eukaryota; Metazoa; Arthropoda; Insecta; Diptera; Tephritidae
Product: E3 ubiquitin-protein ligase SHPRH
Exons: 12
Coding region: 251-4354 (1367 amino acids)
Biological process (GO): protein polyubiquitination; DNA damage response
Cellular component (GO): nucleus
Molecular function (GO): metal ion binding; protein binding; ATP binding
Source: RefSeq, a predicted model, not a curated record